Messenger RNA from Polypterus senegalus (gray bichir), 582 nucleotides. RefSeq names its product molybdenum cofactor sulfurase-like. NCBI's taxonomy places the organism in Eukaryota, Metazoa, Chordata, Cladistia, Polypteriformes, Polypteridae. The record is from RefSeq and is a predicted model, not a curated record. The coding region runs from base 216 to 518 and encodes 100 amino acids. The transcript has 5 exons.
UGUUUCUGCUGCAUGAGAGGAUGACCGGUGUAAAUCAAUUUUCUGUUCUGAAAAGCCCCACAGACUACACAAUGAUCACCACUGAAGUUCUAUGAUCUUCCUCUUUCACAUUCUUUAUAAAGCUUUUUAACUGAAAAGUCAUAGAACAAGGUGGCUUUAGAAACACAUUUUGGAAAAAUUAACAAUUUAAUCUGCAAAGUUAGUGACUACCUGAAAUGGCACAGCACGGGCAGCUUUCCAGUCUACAGUAUCUGAGCAGCUUCCACUAUUUUCAACGUAUUUCCCCGCACUAUGGCUAUGAAGGAGACCUACAAGUAAUGAAGGAGAAGGAGUUCAGUAGAAUUAAAGACAUAACUUACUUGGACCAUGCUGGUGCUACACUCUUCCCUCAGUCACAGGUUAAGAAUUUUAUGAAGGAUUUGGAGGAAAAUGUCUAUGGAAACCCGCACAGUCACAACAUGAGCAGCCAGCUAACACGUGAUACCGUGGAGCGUGUCCGAUACAGCUUUGUGCCCUGAUACGUCAGUGUGAUGCUCAGCGAGCUAUGGCAGGCAGUCAACAGCAGACCAUCCGUGGGAAAAC